ACUUUUUUUUUUUUGCCAUGUCCUGUAGGUCGCGCUCACUCUGUCUCUUCCCACUCUCUGGUUCUCUUUGUGUACUUUUCGCCACUGUGACGGAGGCUCUCUUUCGUUAUUAACCCGCUGCGUUUUGACUUUGUGCUUCGUCCUUGCCUUGUGCACGGAUUUGCGCUCAAAGUAAACUCACCCACAACAGACCCACCCACUGAGCCGUCCUUCGAUGCUUUUCGCUUUCGUUCGUUCGUUCGUUCCACUUGGAAUCAGCUUCAAUAGGUCUUUCUCUGCAAACGCUCGUUCAUUCAACGGUCCUUUCAAUUGAAAGAAAUUCGCAACGACGCCAAGUUGUCAGACUCGAAAAAUAUUUUCUCCUCUUAUCAUGAUAAUUUAACACAACAGCAAAAUAUACAAAAAAUAUUUAAACUUAAAAGAGCAUUCAGUGACAUUUAAAUAUUUAUAAACCACUGCAAGCCAAGUGCAUUGUGCAUACAAGAACAACAACAAACGGAAAAGCUUAAAAAUGUCGCCUUUUAUGGAAAAAGUGUUGCUGUUGUUAGGCGUGCUGUGCUGCAUACAAGUAUCCACUGCCCUGAUGUGCUAUGACUGCAACAGUGAGUUCGAUCCCCGUUGUGGAGAUCCAUUCGAGCCGUACUCCAUUGGUGAGGUGAACUGCAGCAAAAAGGAGCCAUUGGAGCAUCUCAAGAACAAAUUCAAGCCCAUACUGUGCCGCAAAACUGUGCAGAAGAUUUACGGCAAGACUCGCAUCGUACGUGGCUGCGGAUAUAUCCGUGAUGAGCGUACCGAUAAGGAAUGCAUACGGCGAUCGGGCACCCACGAUGUGUCUGCCACUUACUGCGCCUGCACCAAGGAUUUGUGCAAUGGAGCCAUUAUCGGUGCUACAUCACAGAAACCGCUGAUCCUUGCAUUGGCCGCAGGAUUAUUGCUGUUCAUGACAAGACAAAGCAUAGGAGUUCAAAGCUCAUAAAUAUACUCGUAUUGUAUUUGCUUUCUAUUAUUUUUAUAAUUUUUUUUCCAUAUUCUUUUCAAAUCUAAUGUUUUCUUUUUGACAUUUAAUUAGAUUUUCUGAAUAUGGCAAAAUACUUAGAUAACCAGUUUAAGUUAAUUAACUAUAAAUUUUUUCGUAAGCGUAAAAAGUGAGGAUAAUAAUUAUAAUAAAUAAAAUACCACUUUUAAUUUCGUGGGCUCAUAAAUUGAAAAAUUUAGGAGUACCUAAAAUAAUAAAACUUACACAAACAAAAUUUUGGGCGGCAAAAUCAA
Drosophila innubila is the source of this 1269-nucleotide messenger RNA. RefSeq lists its product as uncharacterized. Gene Ontology annotation, biological process: positive regulation of voltage-gated potassium channel activity; sleep; regulation of synaptic transmission, cholinergic. The record is from RefSeq and is a predicted model, not a curated record. Bases 512 to 976 code for a protein of 154 amino acids. The transcript has 4 exons. Lineage: Eukaryota; Metazoa; Arthropoda; Insecta; Diptera; Drosophilidae.